Molecule: messenger RNA, 384 nt
Organism: Octopus bimaculoides (California two-spot octopus)
Lineage: Eukaryota; Metazoa; Mollusca; Cephalopoda; Octopoda; Octopodidae
Source: RefSeq, a predicted model, not a curated record
AUGGAUCAAAUUUCGCAUCGUGGUGUUAUCAAACACCCACAGAAAAAGGCAUUAGCUCCAAAGGACAUUCAUACUAACACGCUUGCCAAAUUGGAGGAUGAUACUCCAACUUUAUCAACAGUGCAAAAUUGGGCAGCUGAACUAGGGAGGGAAGAGAGAGUUUCAAAGAUGACCCAAGGUCUGGACAUCGUGCAACUAGCUGCCACCUCCGAGAAAAACAUUGGUCCUGUUUACAGUAUGCUUAUGGAUGACAAACGGUUGACAAAUCAAAUAUCCACUGCAAUUAGUAUAACCCGUGAGAGAUUUGAGAAUAUUCUACACAAUGAAAUUGUCAUGACGAAGGUCCCUUUUCGGUGGAUGCUACGUCGUCUGACACCUGAUUAA